This is a messenger RNA of Portunus trituberculatus (swimming crab), 6654 nucleotides long. RefSeq lists its product as uncharacterized. The transcript has 9 exons. The record is from RefSeq and is a predicted model, not a curated record. NCBI's taxonomy places the organism in Eukaryota, Metazoa, Arthropoda, Malacostraca, Decapoda, Portunidae. Bases 233 to 2635 code for a protein of 800 amino acids.
GUGUGCAGUGCCGAGGUGGAAGGAACUGGCAGGCACACAGCUCCACUCUCGUCCCUCUGCUGUGUCGCGCCUCUUAAGCGGACUUAGUUCCUCCCUCACUCACUCCUUGCAGCAGUGCCAAGACCCAGUGACGCGUGUGUGAGACAGAGACAGAGAGACAGACAAGGACGCAUUGUGCCAAGAGUGCCCGUGGCCUGUGACACGUGAAAAGUUUUGAAAGAGAUAAAAUCGCAUGUUCGUGGUAAUCAGAAUGCUGCCCUUCAGCGUCGCCCCCUACCUGGCUUGCAUCCUUGCCCUCAUGGCGCCCACCCUCGCCCAAGAUAUAAUAGAGGACGUGGGGCAGCCUGCUCCCAGCCAGCCCGCAUCCCCUGACCAGCCCUUCGUGCUUGGAUCACAGCCCAUCCAGCCCAUUCAGCCCGUCCAGCCCGUCCAGCCCGUCCAGCCCAUCCAGCCUAUCCAGCCCGGCUCACUGCCCUCCAUCCCGGUCCUCAAUACAAACUUUGAAUCGACCACCCUAGAGGUCUCCAGCUGCCCCCCUGAGCAGAUUAACUUCGAGCUGGUGACGGGCUACGUGUACUCUGCCCCUGCCGACAUGCUCGACUCGCAGCCUGGCACCCUCAAGCUUACAGACUGCAUCGACAUGUGCCGCAACAACCGAUCCUGCAUGGCGGUCAACUACGAGACGGGUCUGUGCGUCCUCUUCUCCUCCAACGCUGACAUGUAUCCUGGCUCGCUAACGGUCUCCCAGUUCCCGGUGUUCACGCUAUACGUCCAGAAAAACUGUUUGUACAACGCCCCUCCCUGCGACCGUGCCUGGAGCUUCGAGAGGGUCAUAGGCUUCGCACUCUCCGGCCUCGCCAGGAAGACUUCCAUGGUCAACAGCCGCCAGGAGUGUCAAGUCGUCUGUCUGUCCGAGACGGAGUUCCCCUGCAGGUCCGCCAACUACAACAACAUGACAGGGAAAUGCGAGACUUCUGACAUGGACAGACACACCGCAGUGGGCACCGGCGCCUUCAUUAGUGAAGAAAACAGUGACUUCCUUGAAAACAACUGCAUGGACGACCCCGUGAAGAUGUGCGAGUUCCAGAAGAUGGAAGGACGCAUCCUGAAGACAGUGGACUCAGUGGAGCAGGAAGUAGCUAACCUGGAGGACUGCAAGCGUCUCUGCCUCACCGCCAAUUUCAGAUGUCACUCCUUCGACUAUGGUGACACUGGAGACAAGGUGUGCCGCCUCUCCCACCACGCCGCUGCCACAAUCACUCACAUCGACGAGCCUUACCUAGACAUCCCAGGCUCAUCCACCUACGAACUUUCCUCAUGCUACAACGUAACCAUUGACUGCCGCUCCGGGGACAUGGUGACCAGGAUCAAGACCUCAAAGAUCUUCAAUGGCAAGAUUUACUCCAAGGGUUCUCCCAACACAUGCGUGAACGACAUUGAGAACUCCCUUGAAUUCGAACUUACCAUGGGUUACAACGACAUCGACUGCAACGUGGUGCGUGACAAUGACUCACGCUACAGCACCGACGUGAUCAUUCAGCACCACGACAUGAUUGUGACUAGCGCUGACCUGGGCCUCAGCGUACACUGCAAAUAUGACUUGUCCAACAAGAGCGUCAGCAACCUGGUGGAACUCAGCGUCGGGGAUGAGAAGACCCCGUACAUGGAGCAGGGCAGCACUGUGGACUCCCCCAACGUGAUCAUGCGCAUUGCCAACAGGGACCAGAACGAGAUUACCGACGCCUCAGUAGGUGACAUGCUGGAGCUUCAGUUCGUCAUCGUUGACAGAGACUCACCCUAUGAAAUCUUCGUGCGAGACCUAGUGGCCAUGGACGGCAGCAACACCAACAACAUCACCCUACUAGACAAUCGUGGCUGUCCCACAGAGAUUUCCAUCAUGAGGCCGCUGAAAAAGAUCGAUAACACAGGAAAGGUCCUUGGUGCCACUUUCGACGCCUUCAAAUUCCCGACAAGCGACGUGGUUCAGUUCCGUGCCAUGGUGUCCCCCUGCCUGCCCACCUGUGAGCCCGUGCAGUGUGACGUGAUGGACUUCGGCGGUCAGGUGAAGGUAGCGGAAAGCUACGGUAGGAAGAAGAGAGAAGCGAUGCCCUUCAUCAUCGAUUUUGGAAACCCUGAACAUAGUUACUGGGAGGCACCUUCAUCCACUGUGCAGGAGGAGGUGAAACAGAUCAGCCCGAGAGCAUUCGAUGUCGUGGCUCACAACUUCGUACACUCCGGCGGUCGACGAGUCACAAGGGAGACUCCCGAGGUGGGCAUUCCCGAGGAGUUGCUGGUGGUGCGAGCCAUCAAAAUCUCAGACAAGUUUGGCACCCGCUCAUCCCAGGUCCAGAGCAGAGAAGGCGCCGCUAACAACCUUGAAAAGAGUCACAACACCGAGAGCCUUGGUGGGUCAGAGGUGGUGAUGCAAGAGGACGUAUCUGGUGUGUGCAUCAACAUGGUGGGUCUCGUGCUGGCAUGCUCGGUGUUCCUGGUGGCUCAGCUUGUAAUCAUCGUGGCGUGGACGGCUGUGUGGCAUCGUCGCCGCCGCAGCAAGCUGGAGGAACCCCUGAGUCCCGCUACCACAACCGAAUCCCUCCGUCAACUCUACGACUCUGGUUAUCCCCGCAGAAUUUAGCUCCCUGCUCGUGCCGCUCUCACCUUUACAGGAAGCCUGCUUCCUGUGCUCACCGUUUCGUUUAGGAGACGAGUUGCCGAGAUGGGUGGAAAAGAAACUUCUUUAAUGGACAGCAGAUCGCCAUUUUCGAAAGAACGACCUGCCUGCGUCAGUCAGGAAUCUCUCUAUCCCAUGGAUUUCGUAUAAGGUAGCGAAGUACUGUACGUAGGGAAAGAAUUUUACAGUAUUUUGGCCUUUAAACACACUAAUAUUUCAUGAUAAAACUAAGGCAAUGAAAAAAGGGUGAUAAAUUUUCAAUUCGUACCGUAGAGCUCGUCUAAGCAAGCCUUCAUAUAGUAAUGGCGGCCGAACGACGACUGUCUGUGUGCAGCUACUAAUCGGCAUUACCAAGAGCUGUGUCCAAGAGACCACGGUGCAAUGUAUACUCGGGCAUUUUUGACGCGACAAACGUUUCUCACUUGCGCAUUGUCAAGUAUUAUAGUGGGCAUUAUAAGAGUAGAGAGAAACGUUCUCCUGAAAGAAAAAUAGAAUUAAGAUUUUGUAGCACAACAGCUGUGACUGACAUAUCCGUUCAAAAGUGGCAUUAAAGGAUAGCAUAAUUUCAGAAGAAACAAUACAUAUCGGCGAUAAAACACAAGUGAAUCCCAUUGACUGUAGCAAUAUUCACUAAUCAAGACUCUUCUACUAUUGUGUCCAUGUGAUGCCGCAAGUCGAGGCGUGCGGCGGACAUGGCAGUGGUGGUGGUGCUUCUGGGAACCUUUAUGGGGAGCCUGGGCGGGGCGAGGCGGACGGGGCCUAGUCGGGGUGUGCGGUUGGAUUAGCACCUGUAUAUACACAACACAAGGAAAGGCGAAAUUGAGGGAAAUCUUCAAACUGUCUUCAAUUUGUAUAAAUUUAUAAACGCAUUAAUAUUUAAAUUUCAAGACAAUUUUACGGUCAUACUCUAAAUUUUGUCUGACCACACAUGACCCCAAGAGAGAAAACGAUCCUUCCCUCCUCCUCUCGCCCGGCUCGCCUGCGCUUCAUAGGUGCUGGGACAAAGGGAAACUAAAAGCGUAGACCCGGACGACUCUUCGGGCGAGGCAUGACGCCUUCAGCCUAGCACUCAACCGUCCGAAACAGCCAUGAUCUACUUAGGGACCUGAACACCCAGCUGCAGCACGUAGAGAGAGAUAAACAUUGGGUAAAGAGAUUGAGAGUAUGUAAAUAGCAGCCGUUCCACUUCUGUAAUAAACAGGGAGAGGCGGCUACCUAUCAAUCGACUUUCCCGCUCGAAACCACGUUUCCUAUACCGCCGAGGACCAGAGAAAUAAAUCUACCGGAGACUGCGCAAGCAAACACACAGCAGCGGUUAAGGACCGCUGCUGUACAUUAAUGUAAUUGCUCAACGCUACUCACUAACACACCACUGUGACGCUGUAGAGAUUCCACUUAGAGCUUCUGUAGUUUAGACGUGCUUUUCGCUGCAGCAGACCACAUCGCACCUGCCCUGACUAACAUGAUGAGCAAAUCACACACACACACAUUGCAAUCUAAUAGCCAAAAUAAUUGAUGCAUCAGUGCCUUUUAACGUUAAAAAUGUUAUAAAUCCAACACUUUCAGUAUUACUAGUAAAGGUUACGGAAGAGUGCGAGUGGCGGCAGCUAUACUAACUAGCUUUCUUUUCGUGCUAUCUAGAGACUGACCAACUAAUCAAAAUACUCAAACCUGCAUGUAUAGAUAAGCUUCAUGAAUCUAACAUGACACGCCAUAUUCCCCUGAAAAGAAGACACCUUCCUUUCUGCCUUUCCUUUGCAUUUAGGUGUAGAUACUGCUUGCUUAACUAACAAAUCAUGCUUGUUUCAGAUAGUGCACAAUCACCUCUAAUCACAAUAGUAACGCAAUAGAGCGCACACGAACACUAUAUAUUUUUUUCUUUUAUGAGACAACUGCUUCACUGCACUGACAACUAACCAACCCAAGCCAGCCAUGAUACAAUACACUAGUAAACACAAGCCACGCAUUCACAAACAGCAAACCACCUCACGAAAGCACGACAUUCAAUAACAAGGACCAACCAUCACUGACUUACGAAACCCACAAUAUCAACAAAAUUAACUUCACAUAAGCAGUGCACCUUUCACCUUCACGCUCAUCAAUAUGCAAGACCAAAUAACCAACCACUCGCCAUCCACUGAAGUACUAUAACCAUCAUCGCAUCACCAUCAUCAUCAUCAUCACUAUCAUCAUCAUAACUAACAGUAGAACGCCUCAUAGAUAAUAGUACGCAUAACAAAACCGCCAUUGCUUUACUAACCCACACUACGCGCUUGACUAGUUGAAGUCACACCAUACAAGCACCUGCAUGCUUUACUAACCCAAUAGAAUGCUUUACUAAUUAUAGAUUUUACGCAUAGAUUAGAGUUACUGCUUUACUAAUACCUAGCGCAUCACCUUUCAUCAGCACAAACUGUUACAUGACACCUGUGAAUAUUGAUAAUUAACCUGGCUUCUUUUUAUUUUCGCGCUGGAAUCAAGGAAAAUAACGUGCACUGAUUUAUUAUUCUGGCUUUGUACACUUUCCUACCAGCAGAAAUAUAUGACAAGAAAUUUCCAGUAAGACAAAUUCUAAUAACAAGAACGUUGAUGAUAAUGAUAAAGACCCAAAUUAACAGGCGGUAAUUAUUUUCCUCCUUUUUUCAACAACUCAAACAUAAAUCUCUCUCUCUCUCUCUCUCUCUCUCUCUCUCUCUCUCUCUCUCUCUCUCUCUCUCUCUCUCUCUCUCUCUCUCUCUCUCUCUCUCUCUCUCUCUCUCUCUCUCUCUCUCUCUCUCUCUCUCUCUCUCUCUCUCUCUCUCUCUCUCUCUCUCGGUUGCUGGGUGUUCCUCGGAAAGAUCUGAGCUGUUGUGCGUAGUGGUCGUAAAUUCUUUUUUCUUUUUAUGUAAGAAAAUAUAGUCGCUUUUUUACUGAAUUUUUGAUUAGAGAAAAGCGAGUGAGGAAAGGAGACUCAGAUACAUUUUUUUUUUAGCUCUAGAGUCUAGACGCUAAGGAACACUUUAUAUAUCAGACACUAUAUUCGUCAGUGACUAGGAUAGCUUUUUUUUUUUUUUUUACUCAUACGUGUGCGUGCUACAAAUUGUUACUUGUUGUUUUAUUUAUUCAAUAAUUUAUUGCUAAUUUAUUGAUUAAUUUAUUUUCACAUCCCACCCAUAAUAAAAGCAAAGAAUAAGUGUAGUAAUAUAAUUUGGUCUCGUGUUAAGAUUAUACUUAUUCAUCACUUCUUUUAAGCUUAAAGUUCCUGAAAUUAAAGUAGAGGAAAAUUAUUUUAUCUCACCAGAUUGUGUGGAUCAAGAUUAUCCAAACAAUACGUUGCCAAGAAGUUUUUGACAUCCACUGUUUAUAUUAUUUGUGUGUGCCUAAGUGUGUGUGUGUGUGUGUGUGUGUGUGUGUGUGUGUGUGUGUGUGUGUGUGUGUGUGUGUGUGUGUGUGUGUGUGUGUGUGUGUGUGUGUGUGUGUGCAAGUGUGUGUGAGCGCUCGCGUGUAUGCACAUGUGAGUAUGCACGUGUAUGUAUUUACCAGCCUGGUCUUUUACGUUCAUGAUCGUGAGCGAGUGUCUCUCUGCACAACGGAGCCACGUAUGUAGAUGUGGUCCAGUGGGUGUGAGCACGUGUACGUGUGUGUGGGUGUGCGCGUCUGUGUCUGUGCCGGUCUGUGAGGCUUCUAAGAAUGUCUUGAUCUGCAUCAUUAUCCAGGUUGUUACUCUUGUACUUGAGGCAUUAUUACUACUCCGUUAUGCCAGCCAGCCUCCCUCCCUGGCCUUACCUCGCCUCCUCCUAGCCCGACCAAAGUCUGCACCUCAUGUACCGAUUGACUUUCGUUGUUAACAUAACUAAAAAUGGGUCGUGGCGGCUGUGCAGGAGGCGGUGAUCAUGGCCGAGGAGACUGUGGUGGUUCGGCAAUGGAGACUUAGAAUUAAGAAUUGUUUUUGUUUAUGUUUUUGUUUGUACCAAAGUACACAAAUAUAACUUGAAAGCUUUUAC